AGUGGAAGCAACAACAACAACGAUAAAGGAUGACGAUGAGAUGGGGUGUUUCACCGCGGUGGUGCGGUACCCUACCCCAUUGCACGUGAAACAUUAUGUGAAGAUGAUGAAGGAAGGAUGAAAAUACAAGGAAGAACUAAAGCGUCUGGAGCAAUCCAGUGGACGACAGGAAGUCCAUGAACAAGUGAAGAACCCGACGAUGGAGCACAGGAUCUUCACAGGGGCCAAUGAGUGCAGCUAAGAGAGACGCCUGGCACGAUGGCUGUCUGGUGGAGGUCCCGCCGUCAGCUUCGAGGGAUCUUCAUGUUGGCAGCUGUGUUUUGGAUAAACCUGUUCAUUUUCGGCCUGUUUAGAUCUGGCGGGGUCAUAUACGUUGCCCUCGUGGAGACUUUCGGCUCCAGCCACGAAAUUGCCGCAUGGCCCAUCAGUCUUGCUGGGGCAACUUUGUGCAUGAUAGGUCCUGUUGCUAGCGGUCUUAUACGUGUGCUGUCCAUUCGGGUUAUCGUCACCAUUGGGGUCUUCGUCACCUUCUUAUCUGCAUCACUCUGCUAUUUGGCGGAAGAUGUCAUUACUAUACUGAUACUGAUUGGGAUCCUGUAUGGCGCGGGAGUUGGACUUACCUGCACUCUAACCCCCCUCUUUGUGACCAAUCAUUUCAAGCAGCACCAGGCGAUUGCGUGCGGCCUCGCCUACUCAGGGUCCACUGUGGGAUCAUUUUUCUGGCCACCGUUACUGGAGUACCUCAUCGACGAGUACGGGCUCAGAGGAUGUCUUCUUAUUUACGGAGCCCUUAUGCUGCAUGGCAUCCUCGGCAGCAUUGUCUUGCAAGCAGCGCCCGAGCAACAAGAACCCGACGGUGACUCUCCAGAAAACUAUCAUGAAAGAGAAAAGCUCAACGACAAGAGAGUGACACGUGAACCCCGUGUGCGAUCAUCCGUUGGUGAAUGUGAGAACGUGUCUGGAAUAUCUGUGUCCGGUUUAUACAUGAUGUGCUCCGAAAGCGACCUGCGCCAGAGUCGGAAUGGGUCGUUAUCGCACGAUCCACGUGUGCGCCGUGGUUCCUGCAGUGUCGAGGAAUACUCUCUCAUGUCAACACGGCACGGACCCGCAUCUGAACACGUGACAGAAGAAAUAAGCAAGACAUCGAUGUGUUGUUCUCAAGUGUCACGCGUUAUCUUAAAUAACUGGGCUAUUUUAGGGAACAGAUAUUUUAUCUUGGUCACCAUAUCGGCAGUGUCGUAUUUUUUUGUCUUUGCGACUUUCAUCAUUGUGAUACCCGAUUACGCGACGGACAAUGGGAUUCCCCGUCAAGACGCUGUCUUUCUGCUCUCAGUCUUUGGGAUGGCAGAUCUGAUCAGCAAACCGGUACCUGGUCUGUUAACGUACAAGGGAAUAAUGACCAAUAAGAAUGUCUUUAUCUCAGGCGGGUACCUUACGGGCCUUCUUAUGUUUAUCAUGCCGCACCUGCGCAGUCACGCGUCAUUCGUGGUCCUCACAUUUCUGUACGGUCUGGUAGCAGGUGGCCUCAUCUUCAUGUCUCCUGUGCUACUGACAGAGUUCCUCGGCAUGCAAGUGGCCACUGUAGCCUUCGGAAUGUCAAAUUUCCUUCUCGGGGCAUCGUCACUGUUCAGGCCGCUAAUUAUAGGUUAUUUCAAGGACAACUGGCACAGUUACAAUGGUUUGUUCUACGCGAUGGCAGCAGCCUGCUUGGUUCAGUCCACCAUUUGGUUCGUAUUUCCGAUCCUGGAGAAAGUCAAGCAGAAGACGAACGAAGACAAGCCUACCGAACAAUCUGUGUCGGCAGCACAUGUCUGAAGGCUUCAGAUAGGGGCCAGGGCAAGCGUUUCUUGGCACGCUUUGAACCUCAUGGAGGUAGUAUAUUUGCAAAGUGCUUGCAAGUGCUUGUUCGGCAAAAAAGCGAAAGAACCGGCUCUUUCAAGGAGCACGUGGUGUUAGCGAACGCUUCUGCGAAGCGCUUGUUUGCCCUGUUGACAACGCAUGCUGAUACGAAGAACAGCAGGAAACUUUAUUUUGUCACCACUAAAUGGAUAGCAUUUACUCAUUGUGCCGGCAACAAAGUGAUAUACAUUAAAUGACAUCGAGUGGUGGUAGCUGUGUUUGUCUGUGUGUGAGCUGGGUUUGUGUUUGGGCUGGACGAUGCAAGAUCAUUAUGUUCAUUAAAUAAUUUUAGUACAGACUAAGAA
Messenger RNA from Ornithodoros turicata, 2204 nucleotides. Its product is annotated as monocarboxylate transporter 9-like. Gene Ontology annotation, biological process: transmembrane transport. Bases 259 to 1815 code for a protein of 518 amino acids. The record is from RefSeq and is a predicted model, not a curated record. Gene Ontology annotation, cellular component: membrane. Gene Ontology annotation, molecular function: monocarboxylic acid transmembrane transporter activity. Lineage: Eukaryota; Metazoa; Arthropoda; Arachnida; Ixodida; Argasidae. The transcript has 5 exons.